GUGACGCUGGUGUGGCACUAGGGGCUCCUGCUGGGUUUCCGACUCUUCCCGCAGUCGGGCAAAGCAGGAAUUUUGUCCGUUAGGCAAAAAAAAAACCCCAAACCACGAAAGUGCCGUGAGCUGUCAGUCUCUCGCAAAUGAUUACCUCAACAGGUUCCAGUUCCCAAGAUGAUGGCAGUGUAACUUACAAAAUAUUUCCAUUGAAGAAGCUGUUUUGAAAGCAGAAAUAUGUAGAGAAGUACUUGCUUCUGCAUGGCAUCUGUGUUCUCAUAUGAACCUAUGAGAGGUCUGUUAACUUGACCAUCUUUUCAGUGAUGAAACAACGUUGGGAAUUAUGGACAAAAACAUUGGAGAGCAGCUUAACAAAGCUUAUGAAGCCUAUCGACAAGCAUGCAUGGACAGGGACCAUGCUGUGAAAGAACUACAGCAAAAAACAGAAAACUACAUGCAGCAAAUACGUGAACAGCAGGAAAAGAUAGAGCUUCAAAACAGCAUUAUUGCAAAACUGAAAUCGCAGUUAGCUGCUCUGAAUGCUAACAGAGGUAAUGCGCAUCCCUACAUUCUGAUGCAUGAAGACAUUGAAACAUCCAACUUAUCUUUCAGCCAGCUCUCUGAAAAACUGAACGUAGCAAAGCAAAGAGAAAAACUCUUAAAGGAACAGUUAGAAAGUGAGAGCAUGAAGUUAAAGCAACUUGAGGACAAAAACAAUCAAAAGGAAAGGAAGCUUGUAUCUAUUAUUUCCAACCAAGAAGAUAAAAUAAGAACUCUGAAAAGCAAAUUGAAAGAAUUAAAUGAAGCACAAAAGGGUAUACAGACGCCAACAUAUAAAAGGGAGGUGAAAAGUAGGAAAGUUGUUCCGGAUAAGCCUGAAUUAUCUCUAGGGAUCUCUGGUAUUUCUCCUAUGCCUGAAAGGGAGAAUCUGGAGACUAUUUUCCAGGACAUGAAAGAAGAAUGUCAUCGAAUAUGUAUGCUAGCCAGAGAACAAACAGACCAACUGAGUAAAUUUAAGAUAAAGCCAGAACCUGAAACUGAAAUACAGUUUUCCAUGCCGAUACAGUGUACUGAUAAAACUGAUGAACAAGCAGAAGAGCUUUUUAAGCCUCGGGUUAUAAAGGAUAUAAAUAGAGGUGCAUCAUGCAUCACAUCUAUCACACCAAGAGGAGUGGGCCAAGAUGAGGACAACAACUCUGUAGAAUCACUUUCUAAAUUUAAUGUCAAGUUUCCACCUACAGACAAUGACUCUGCUUUCUUGCAGAGCACUCAGGAAAAACCAACAGUUCCUUGUACUGGUAUAGCUGAAAACAUGCUUCAAGAUCAUCAUUUUAACCUGGAGCACAGAGACCAUGCUGUUAACCUCAGUAAAUUGGAACCUAACCCAUUUGAAGCUCAUGGAGUUGAUCUCAUGACCUCAGCUUUACAAAGCUUAACUACUGUUGACAAAACAAACCCCCCAAAUCAUGCAAACAUGCCAAUAGAAAAUACCUGUGACAAAACGUGUUUAAAAACAACAGACACUGGUUUCACAUUUGUACCUAAGCACACAAACCAGGGUGUACCUGAAGUAAUUUUUUCGUCUUUAGAAGCUGCCGGGACAACCGUCAGAGGUCCUCAUCAGCUCGUUUGGCAGCCUCAAGACAAUGAUUUGCUGGCACAAGCUUAUACAGACUCUGAACUGAAUCAGUGUGGAAUAUGUGAAUUCUGUCGAGAAGUUUUCCCACCAUCUAUAACAUCUAAGGAAGAUUUUCUUCGGCAUCUGAAUUCCCACUUUAAAGUACAGUCUUAAUGUAUGAGAAUUCAAUGGAUCACCGUUUUUGCAUAUAUUUGAUUUCUUUUAUUCAAUAGUACGCUAAGAAUUUAAGAAUUAAGACUUCUUGUAACAAGAACUCAUGACUGAAAUUGUUUGUCAGAUAAGCACAUUUUUAAAUUGUCCUUUGACAAGGUAAAAUGAAACUGUAAGUCACUCAGUACUGUAAUUCACAUUAUUGCUUGUUAUGCUUCAAUAUUACUUUUGAGAGUGAUGUUAAACACCUUUUUUCUUUUUUUCUUUUUUUUUUCCUUUCUUUUAUUUUGCAAUUAGUCAUUGCCUGAAUAGGCCCGAAGUCAUGAUUAUAUUUAAGAGUGUAGACUUGCAGGAUUAACGCCUUAAUCUGGCUGGGGAAAUUGGUGUAAUGCUAGGAUUUUUUUCUCAAUAUCCAGUGAUAUGAUUAUGUUCUCCUUGAAGUAAACAGGAAGAUAAGUAGGCUCUCAUUUUUCAUUUCUCUUAUAAAAUUUCCAAAUUUAAUUUACUAUAGUGAACCUCUUAAUUCAGAUUCUUGCAAAAUCAUCACAGUAACUGAAUGCCAGGUGUGCCAAAAUUAGGAUAGGCGUGUUCACUAGUAACAUAAAUGAAUGGUUGACUUUCCCAGAUGAAUUGUUUACUAGAGAGAGUAAUCAAACAUGGCACAUAAAUGUCACUUUUGGCAAAAUGUAACAGUAGCAAUUUUAUGGAUAUCUGUUACGUGUUAUAAAAAAUAACAAUUUUGUUCAUGUAUCUUUCUAGCAUUAAUAAUUAGUAAAAAUACUUUCAUGGAAAAAGAUUGUAUUAGUGUGAAGGAUAGAGUGAGAAAAGGUUAAACUUUCCCUAAAACUAAGAAUACCAAAGAUUAUUUACCUUUCCUUCCGGUCUGCUAUGAAGGAUUGCUCAAGUCUGCUACAGCCUAGAAAGAAAAGGGGAAAACCUAAUCACCCAAAUCCCAGUAACUUCAUUUUUAACCUGAAUGUGCUUAGUGGCUUCCUCAAUGCAAUUUAAAUUUGUGUUUAGUUGAAACGUUGCGUUCUGAUAAAUUUUGCACAUUUUCUGGAUUUAUUGGGAUCAAAUUAAAAAGUGGGGGGGUUUACUAAGUAAUUUAAAUUAAAUUAUAAAGGCUGACUUGGAGCUUUUUGCGUUUGAACUGAAUAUAGGUUUUAGUCCCGAUACUUGAUAAUUAGCAUUAAUAUUUUCAUAGCAGCAAAGCACAACAGUUUCUCUUUUUAAAGAUUUGUUCGCAGGUGACCAAUUUCUGGAAGAAUUAACACCUGUGUAACUUUUAGAAAUGGAUUUUUCUGCAAUUACUUUCUCUAUUUUAAACAUCUCAUGUUUGUGACUGGCUGUCAACAGAGCGUACUGUAAUAAACAGCAGUGUACAGUGCACAUCUGCUACAUGACCUGGAGAAAGAGUUUGUUACUACGAACAGCUCUAAAGCCCCGCCGGUACCCAGCGCUGAGGAGGAUACACGUUCAUCCCCGGACUCGCCGUGCGGCGUGUGAAGAACCUCCCCAGGGAGCACGGCUGGGGGUGGUUCCCGGGAGAGGCAGAAGUUCCAGGAUUGGGAGGAGGGAAGGGGAUUCGCACAUCUCCAGCCAGCCCGACACAAAACCGACUUGUCCUCUCAGCCGUGAAAUCCGAGCUCAGGAGCUCACGUUAUUAAGAGCCGAACAAACCGCGAGUCACCUUUAAAGAAAAUAAAGUCAUCUGUUCCGCCCCCGC
Messenger RNA from Pygoscelis adeliae (Adelie penguin), 3506 nucleotides. RefSeq names its product TRAF family member-associated NFKB activator (gene TANK). The record is from RefSeq and is a predicted model, not a curated record. NCBI's taxonomy places the organism in Eukaryota, Metazoa, Chordata, Aves, Sphenisciformes, Spheniscidae. Bases 335 to 1783 code for a protein of 482 amino acids. Gene Ontology annotation, biological process: canonical NF-kappaB signal transduction. The transcript is spliced from 9 exons.